AUGCAGCUGCGUGUGGCGCAAGACGCGGGGGUUCCGCUCAUUAACCUGGUGCACAGCUAUCGAUUCGCCUCCAACGGCUUCUCCGCCAAGCUCUCCCGCGCGCAAGUCGCCAGGCUGCGCCAGCACCCCGCGGUGGCGCAAGUCGCGCGCGUGGCGGAAAUCCGCCCGUUCACCACCAACUCCCCCAACUUCCUCCGCCUGCCCGCAUCCCUGUGGGCGGGGAACGGCGGGGAGGACAGCGCGGGGGAGGGCGUGAUAAUAGCCGUGAUCGACACGGGGUUCUGGCCCGAGCACCCCGCCUUCUUGGAUAACACCACCAAGCCCUACCCGGACGCCCCGCCGACGUGGGCGGGCGCGUGCCCCGCGGAGAACAGCGCGAUGUGCAACCGCAAGGUGCUCACAGCGCGCCACUUCGUGAACGGGUACCUCGCGAGUGGUUACACCAUCGACGAAACCGCGGACUAUCUUUCGCCAAGGGACUCGGCGGGGCACGGCACGUGGUGUGCGGGAGUGGCGGGCGGCAACGGCCAGCUCCCCGUGAGCAUCUCCGCCACCACUGUCCUCGGGCACGCGACGGGCAUGGCGCCGCGCGCGCACCUGGCGAUCUACAAGGUGCUGUGGCGGCAGGCGCAGACCGACGGGGGGGGCGACGGGAGCAUGAAGGCGGCAGCGCCGUCGGGGUCCAUGGCGGACCUGUACGCGGCGCUGGACCAGGCCGUGGCGGACGGCGUGGACGUGGUGUCGCUGUCCGUGGGGAGCCUGAGCGAUUAUGAGACGUAUUUCAAUGACGUGCCGUACGCGAAUAUCCAGAAGGCGGGCAUCCUGGCGGUGUUGGCGGCGGGCAACAGCGGUCCGCCCCCCGAGCCCAACAGCAACAUGUACCGCACGCUCUCCAACUUCUCGCCCUUCUACCUCACCGUCGGCGCCAGUAGCAUGGGUCGGCGGUUUGUGGUGCGGUUGACUCUGGGCAACGGUGCAGUCAUGAAGGCGCGUGCAGUGGAGGGGGCUUCCGUCUCUCAGCGCGUGCCCUUGGUCUACUCCCGGAACGCCAUUGCUCCAGGGAGCACCGUCUACCAAGCGGAUCUAUGCGAGCAGGGUUCUCUCGACCCUAACAAAACCACCGGCAAGAUUGUGAUCUGUUCUCGGGGAAUCAACCCGAUUUGGAACAAGACUCUGGCAGUGAAAGACGCGGGCGGCGUGGGCAUGGUGAUGGUGAAUGUGAAGGGUGGCGCGUCCAACUUCCCCGUGGUUCCUGGGCCGCCCCUGCCGUAUGUGCACUUCUCGCUCCUGCAGGCAGCGCAGCUGGCGAAAUACAUGAAGAAGACCAAGAAGCCGCUUGCCACGAUGGGCACGGAAGUGGAAGCAUCGUUCGACGAAGCACCAGCCCUCGCCCCCUUCUCAUCCACAGGCCCGGUCGCAGACCCAGACAGCGCGCAACUGCCCGUCUACCCCACCAACGACAUCCUCAAACCCGACAUUGUCGCUCCGGGAGUGAACCUCUGGGGAGCGUGGAUAUCCUCCACCACGGACGGAUCCGACGGUCCACAGUACUCGCAGCUCUCUGGAACAUCCAUGGCUACUCCGCAUGUGGCGGGGAUCGUCGCGCUCAUCAUGCAGAUGAAUCCUGAUUGGUCGCCGGCGAGGGUUAUGUCCGCGGUUAUGACUACGGCCACUCCCGGAGGGUCGCCUUCGGAUAUCCGAACCAUGGUUAUUUCAUCGUCGGGGGCGGCUGGGGGAAAGCCGGGGACGAGUGGCGGUGGAGGGGGGUACACGUACCGUGUGGUGAAGCCGAUGAAGAAUGCCUUGAAUAAGGAGGCGACGGCGUGGGAGCUAGCGCUUUCCAUCCCUCUCUCUCCGCUUCUCGCGUCAGUCCAGUCCGCCUCGCUUUCCGCCAACCACUCUUCCGCCAACCCCUCCGCCGAUGCCUCCGCGUUUCCGCCUCCGCGCACCAGCGGAUCUGCACUUUCAGAACCGUCAAUUCCCGCCAUUUCAUCCGUUCAAUCCGUGAAUCCAGAAAAGUUAAGAUCACAUUCUUACCUUCCGUCCAAUCAUCCGUCCAUUCCACCCGCCACAUCCAUCGCCUUUUCCCGCCAGCAACACACCCUAGCCUCUCUCCGCGAACGCCUCGCCGGUCCAGAUUCCCCUAGCCUCGGCGAUUUCAUCUUAGGCGCCCAGCGGAAGAGCGAUACCGAUCACGACGGCGAGUCCGGCGGAGACGUGCCAUCUCAGCCGUCCGCCGGGGCCGGACGCGGAUUGGUGAAGGCCGACGCGGGAUUGGGGCUAGGAGGCGUCUACGCGGUGCAGGCAGUGCAGCCGCGGGAAAGGCGGCGAAAGCCUGAUUGGAUGAAGCGCGAGGUAUUGCCCGGAGGAGAGAAAUUUGUGGCGAUUAAGAAACGGCUUCGUGAGUUGAAGCUGCAUACUGUGUGCGAGGAGGCGCGGUGCCCGAACCUAGGAGAGUGCUGGGGAGGGAGCGGCCCGGACGGCGAGGGCGCAACGGCUACUAUUAUGAUCCUCGGCGACACGUGCACGCGAGGCUGCAGGUUCUGCGCGGUGAAGACGGCUCGCAACCCGCCUCCCCCGGACGCGGACGAGCCGCGGAAGGUGGCGGACGCGGUGGGCGAGUGGGGCCUGGGGUACAUCGUGUUGACCAGCGUUGACCGCGACGACCUGGCGGACCAGGGCAGCGGGCACUUCGCGGAGACCAUCAUUCGCCUCAAGGAGCGCCGCCCUGAGAUGCUCGUGGAGGCGCUGGUGCCGGACUUCCGGGGGUCAGCGGAGUGUGUGAGGCGAGUGGUGGACAGCGGGUUAGACGUGUACGCGCACAACAUAGAGACCGUGCGCGAGCUGCAGCAGUUUGUCCGGGACCCGCGCGCCGGCUUUGAACAAUCUCUCACCACGCUGCGCCUCGCCAAGGAGAUGGCCCGCGAGGGCAGGGAGAGGGGCGGGCCAGGCAUGCUCACGAAAACGUCGAUCAUGCUGGGAUGCGGGGAGACCCCGGAGCAGGUUCUCACCACAAUGGAGGCAGUGCGGGCAUCAGGGGUGGAUGUGAUGACGUUCGGGCAGUACAUGCGUCCCACGCGCCGCCACAUGCCUGUCAGCCACUACGUCACUCCCGAGGCCUUUGACCAGUGGAAGAAAGUGGGCGAGGAAAUGGGCUUCCGCUAUGUUGCUGCUGGCCCCAUGGUUCGCUCAUCGUAUCGUGCUGGAGAGUUCUAUAUCAAGGCCAUGCUUGAAGAUGAUAGGAAGCGGCAACAGGAAGCUGAAGUUUCUGUCGCUUCACAUCGUAGCGCGACACCUCGUAUAAGCAUGGGUAAGAAAAAGGGAAGAGGUGGCGGCGGGGAGGACGGCGCGGAAGCAGCAGCAGCGGGGGGAGGGGAGCGGGGAAGCCAUGGCAGCGCGCAAAACGGAGCGGGAGAAGCGCCAAAGAAGGACCACAAGAAGUACCGGAAGCCUAAGCCGUGGGACACGGACGACGUGGAGCAUUGGAAGGUGGAUAAAUUCGACCCCUCGUGGAACCCCACGGGGUUGCUGGAGGAAAGCUCCUUCGCCACGCUGUUCCCGCAGUACCGAGAGAAAUAUCUCCGCGAGGCGUGGCCGGAAGUAACCCGUGCGCUAAACGAGUUCGGAGUGGCGUGCGAGCUGAACCUGGUGGAGGGCAGCAUGACCGUUAAGACCACGCGCAAGACGCGCGACCCCUACAUCAUCGUGCGCGCGCGCGAUCUGAUCAAGCUGCUCUCGCGCUCCGUGCCCGUCACGCAGGCGUUGAAGAUCCUGGACGACGAGACAUACUGCGACAUUAUCAAGAUCGGCGGGAUGGUUCGCAGCAAGGAGCGGUUUGUGAAGCGGCGGCAGCGCCUGCUGGGGCCCAAUGGCUCCACGCUCAAGGCCAUUGAGCUGCUCACUGGCUGCUACGUGCUCGUUCAGGGUAACACGGUAUCGGGCGUCGGCACGCCGCGGGGGCUCAAGGCAGUGAGGCGCAUUGUGGAGGACUGUAUGAAGAACAUCCACCCCAUCUACCACAUCAAGACGCUGAUGAUCAAGCGCGAGCUGGAGAAGGACCCUUCUCUCAAGGAGGAGAUCUGGGACCGCUUCCUGCCCACCUUCAAAAAGAAGAACGUCCAAACCAAGAAGGUCAAGAGCAAGGCCAAGAAGCCGUACACGCCCUUUCCCCCGCCGCAGCAGCCGAGCAAGAUUGAUCUGGCGCUGGAGAGCGGCGAGUACUUCCUGUCGGCGGAGCGCAAGGCGGCUAAGAAGCACGCAGAGAAGAUGGAGAAGCAGGAGGAGGCGGUGGAGGAGAAGAAGCGGAAGAGAGAGGAGGCGUUCCAACCCCCCAAGGUGCGUUGUGUUGUGUCUCUUGUGGCUGGCGGUAGCAUGGCGACUUCUGAGGCGCCUCAAAAGGCGGUGGGGUGGAGGAGAAGAAGCGGAAGCGAGAGGAGGCGUUCCAACCCCCCAAGCUUCCCCCUUUCCAACUGCCACAUUCCCUCCCCCACCUUUCCCCCGCCCAAUAAUAUUCAACUCCCCUUUCUUUCUCCCCCACGCACCGAACCCCCCCACUUCCUCGUUCACCCCUCCUCCCCUCCCCCCCCUCCACCAUCACAGCUGCGCAAGAACACGGCAGCAGGCAAGGCCGCACCGGGCAGCAGCAACAAGGUCACAACGGAGGACGUGGCAUCCAUGGCCAGGGCCCUCAAGGAGAAGACCAGCAAGCCUGCUGCUGGCUCUCGCUUCGUCCAGGGGCAAGGUGCAGAGGCGUUCCUGGCUGUGCCUGUUGCUGGAGGUGCUGGCGGUGGGGAGGGGGAGAGGAGGAAGAAGAGAAAGAAGAAGGCAGCUGCAGCAGAUGAGUAG
This is a messenger RNA of Closterium sp. Naga37s-1, 4845 nucleotides long. Lineage: Eukaryota; Viridiplantae; Streptophyta; Zygnematophyceae; Desmidiales; Closteriaceae. The record is from the annotation of a GenBank genome assembly.